Messenger RNA from Naegleria fowleri, 741 nucleotides. RefSeq lists its product as uncharacterized. The record is from RefSeq and is a predicted model, not a curated record. The transcript has a single exon. Lineage: Eukaryota; Heterolobosea; Eutetramitea; Acrasida; Naegleriidae. The coding region runs from base 1 to 741 and encodes 246 amino acids.
AUGCAAAAACUCAUUCGUUUACGAAAUAUCGUUCUCGGAGUCGUAUUGGUCAUUACGGUGGUUCUAGGAUCUUUGGCUGUUCUCUUGGGUAUCCUUUCCUAUGCUUUGCCCAAUAUGGAGAAUGAAUACAGAAUCCAACGAGAAUGUACCAUACUAGAGCCUCAUACCAACUGUUUAAACCAUUGCUCUCAUGGCAUCAUUGGAGAAGAACAUUGUUUAAUGUAUUGCCGAGCGGUCGUUCGGGUUCAUCCCGAUGAUGAUGAAGGAUUUUGUUUGGAUGAUGGAGGUGUCCACAAACAACAACAACAACAACAGUCGAAUGGAUAUAAGACAACAAUUAUUCGUUCCACCACCACAUUGCCCUCCUGUUCUCAUCCUUUGGAGAAGAGUCGGAAUAGAACCACUCUCGAAUUUAGUGAGCAUUCUCCGUUCUAUGAAUUGAAACCUGGUGAAAAUGUUACGUGUUAUUUGGAUUCCGAACUUGAUGAUGAUUCAGUCUCCUUUGAAGUACUCUCUCCAGUGCGUAACAUGUUGUACGUGAUUGCCAUUACUUGUGCCUUGAUUGCCAUCAUGUUUUUGUUUGUUUUCAUUGUGGGUUUAGUGAGUGUGUUCAUUCAUGGCAUUCUACCUCAUCGACUACAAUACAAGAGACAGGAGCAUUAUGAGCAUUUGGAAGAGGCCUAUGCGAGAGCAACUUCAUCUCAUUCUCGAGAUUUCUCGAGUAGUGGUGGUGGAGUGUGA